AUGAGUCAAGACCACUUGGACCCGGAAAAAAGAGAAUCCAAGUAUAUUGGGUUUGUCGCCGGGUGUUUUAGUGGUAUCACCAAGAACUUCGUCGGACACCCGUUUGACACGGUUAAGGUCAGACUACAGACGGCUGAACCUGGUAGGUUUUCAGGGCCCUUGAAUUGUUGUGUUAUGACAUUGAAAAAUGAAGGUCUCUUUGGCUUUUUUAAAGGUGCAUUAGCUCCUAUGUAUGGCUGGUUGAUCAUGGACUCUGUCAUGUUAGGGUCUCUACAUCUCUAUAAGCAGUUGAUCAAGGAUAGGUUUUAUCCUGAAGAGAAAAAAUUACCCAUGCCGGGAUUGCUAGUGGCCGCAGUUGGAUCUGGAUGGACUGUAUCCUUUGUAGCAGCACCAGUGGAGACUAUCAAAGCGCGUCUACAAAUACAAUAUGACGCUAAAUCAAAAGUUUUCGAUGGCCCAACUGAUUGUUUGAUAAAAUUAUUGAGAUAUGAUGGAUUAAAAACUUUAUACAGAGGAUUGAUUCCCACAAUGAUCUUCAGAACCAAUUUCGUGUUCUGGUGGGGUUCAUACGACCUGAUAACUGAUGCAUUAGACCGUUACACAACUCUCUCUAAACCUGCGGUUAACUUCUGGGCUGGAGGCUUGGGGGCCUCAGUAUUUUGGACGUUUGCCUAUCCAGCUGAUGUGAUAAAGCAGACCAUAAUGACAGAUAACGUGGCUAAACCUCGGUUCAGGACGUACUCCCAAGCGGUGCGUUACAUUUAUACUGAAAGAGGGGGAAUGAAGGGGUUUUUUAGAGGAUACAUACCCACCAUGUUACGUUCAUUCCCCGCUAAUGCAUCUGCUCUGGCAGCUUUUGAGUUUGCUAUGAGACUAAUGCAUGUCCACUAA
Molecule: messenger RNA, 891 nt
Organism: Komagataella phaffii GS115
Lineage: Eukaryota; Fungi; Ascomycota; Pichiomycetes; Pichiales; Pichiaceae
Product: Mitochondrial protein, putative inner membrane transporter
Exons: 1
Coding region: 1-891 (296 amino acids)
Biological process (GO): transport
Molecular function (GO): transmembrane transporter activity
Source: RefSeq, a predicted model, not a curated record